UACUCAAGAAACACCACCAAACCUCCACUGCUAUGCCUACUCCCCUCGCGUGGUGGACUACUCGUGUAUGACAGCUGGUCCCAGGACUCCGAUCCUACAUCACGACAGUGUGGUGGAAAUGACUUCAUUCCAGUACCGUAUCUUUCCUGUCGAGUGGGCGUCCAGUGUGGCUGGGACUGUGUGGUCAGUGGUGAGGCAGAUCUGGCAUACCCUUCUCGUGACGUCGCGUGA
Molecule: messenger RNA, 231 nt
Organism: Geodia barretti
Lineage: Eukaryota; Metazoa; Porifera; Demospongiae; Tetractinellida; Geodiidae
Source: the annotation of a GenBank genome assembly